AUGGAAACCAUUACUAGACAGGACAUCGAUAGGUUGGUGGGUAGGCACUGGGAUUUUUGCUACCAACCGUUGGUGGGCAGAGCCGGGGGUAUUCUUGUGCUUUGGAAGGGGGCGAUUGGUGCGUUCCAGGUGCUCUUCCAAUCGAACCAAUGCAUUAUGGGGACUAUGAACAGGUUGAAUACGGUUGGGUGGGAGAUUGCUAUGGUUUAUGCAAACAAUGACAGAUAUGUCCGGAGACAACUCUGGGAGGACAUCUCCCGCCAUCAUACUGUGGAUGUCCCAUUGGUGGUUGGGGGAGAUUUCAACUGCAUAUUGCCGCCUGGGGAAAAGAAGGGUGGAAGACCUUUUUUUUAUUCACAAGCGGCGAGUGAAAUGGGUGAUUUUAUGGCGGCAAACGACCUGAUUGAUCCGGGGUUCACUGGUCCGGGGCUGACGGUGUCUCACUUAUCUAGAAUUACUUCGGAUCACUGCCCCAUUCUGUGCUCCGUUCAGGAGGAUGGCAAUAGAAGGUACUCACGGUGGAUCAAGUUUGAAGAUGUGUGGGCGACGUUUCCUAAAGCUUGGCAAAUUGUUUCAGAGAAGUGGAAGGUGAAUGAUACUGGAUCGGAGGCUACUAAAUUGCAGAAGAAGUGUAAACGAUCACUAAGGGCACUAUUCUUCUGGAGUAGGAACAAGAUAAAGAUGUUAAACCAGCUGAAAGAUGAUCUUGACAAGGAAAUUAGGAUCCUUCAGAAGCUCGAAUGCUCCCUGACCGGUAUCACUGAGAUCCAAUCUGAGUCUUUGAGAUAUAAGGUACAGUUACUUAAGGCUACGUUGGCUAAAAUUACUAUGUGGUGGGGGCAACGCGCCAAGGUGCGGUGGAUUGAGGAAGGGGACGGGAAUAACCGUUUCUUUCACUCCAUGGCCUCCGCAAGACGGCGAUCCAACCAAAUUGAGCAGUUGCAAACUUCGGAUGGGCUGAUCGCUAUGAAGCAGACUGAUAUCUUGCGGAUUGUUCAUGAUUUCGUUGCACAAAAGUGGAACUACACACCUAUUAUAGAGACGGGAUGGCCAUCCUUGGAGUCCCGGUUGGCGAGCAUGGAACAAUUUGCCAGACAUUUGGACAGGGAGAUUACGUAG
Dendrobium catenatum is the source of this 1119-nucleotide messenger RNA. RefSeq lists its product as uncharacterized. The transcript has 2 exons. NCBI's taxonomy places the organism in Eukaryota, Viridiplantae, Streptophyta, Magnoliopsida, Asparagales, Orchidaceae. The coding region runs from base 1 to 1119 and encodes 372 amino acids. The record is from RefSeq and is a predicted model, not a curated record.